UCGUUUAGAAGCCAGUUUGAGACAGCAGAGUGAGGACAGAGGACGCAGCAGCAUAGGAGCGAUUUUAUUCAGCAAGGAGCGGAGGACAGACUCUGCAGACCUGAGACCUGCUCUGGUUUCUGAUACUAGAAGAGGACGCGAUUUUAAAGAGGGACACUCACAAUAUGGUUUGGUCCCGGGAGAGAGAGUCCGAGCGGCCUCCGCUGUCCGUCAUCCUGCCGCGGCUCUAUCUCGGAGCGGAGAGGGACGUGACGCAGGAUGGGCUGGCCUCUCUAGGUAUUUCCUACGUGCUGAGUGUGAGCCGCUGCAGCCCACAGCCCUCCUUUCUGCCCCGCUCCAGAUAUCUUCGCAUCCCCAUUGACGACUCCCUGUGGGAUGACCUGCUGCCCUGGAUCCCUCAGGCUCUGCACUUCAUCGAUGCAGCCAUGUCUUCUGGUGCCUCUGUGUUGGUUCACUGUGCAGCAGGAAUCUCUCGCUCCCCGGCUCUGGCUGUAGCCUACAUCAUGUACAGCCUGGGAAUGGACCUGGACCAGGCCUACAGGUUUGUGAAAGACCGCCGGCCCUCCAUUUCCCCAAACUUCAACUUCCUGGGUCAGCUGCAGCACUUCCAGGGCACUCUGAGCCAGAAGGCCUCUGGUGGCGACCUCCUCGCCAGGCAGCUGGACAAUCGCCUGCCAUUCAUCGGUGACAGUGUUAACCACACUCACACCGGUCACAGCAUGAAUUAUCAGUCUGACAGUGUCACCAGUGGCUCAGUAGAGGUCAAACAGGCCCACACAGAUAAUUUCUACCACACAGAUAAAACACAGCAUAGACACUCGCAUUCAGAUCGAAACCAGCAGCUCUCCCUGUCAGGGAAACUCCGCUAUCUGCAUUUGACUCUCAAUCAAAACCAUCAGCAAGUCCAGAUGUUACGUGAGAUUCCAGCUCCAAGUCAAACCAGCUCAGAUUUGACUGGCUCUGAGCCAGUCAAACCAACAGCAAAGCCUGCACAGCUACAACUCCCAGUAGGCUCUGCUUCUCUACUGGAGAAACGCAAAAGCCUCACCCUCUCUUUGACCCCUCUGGGAAUCUGCCCUCCCUCCCAAGCAAGCACCAAGCAAGCAAAGGUCGCCUUCACAUCCAAGACUGUCCACAACAGGGAGAAGAGUAACACUGGGUCCUACAGGCAAGCAGAGGACACCCACGACCAACAAAGUCCCUCCCACAGCAAGUGCAGCAUGGCCGAGGUGAAGGAGCAGAGCCUGCUGUCGCCGUUCAGCUUCACCCUCAAUAAACUGCUGGGCUGGGGGGAGAGAGUGCUGCUGGGAGGGGUUUUUGUCCACCCUGUAAGGAUGGGACAGCCUGCAUUGCCAUAUAGGUGGGUGAAUGUGUAUAAGCGUUGCUUUCUUGAGGAAAGAGAAAAGAGGAAGCAGUUCCGCCCUCAGAAGCAGCCCGGAGGCCGCGGAGAAAAGAGCCGAAAGAAGAGAUAA
Morone saxatilis (striped sea-bass) is the source of this 1472-nucleotide messenger RNA. RefSeq lists its product as uncharacterized. Gene Ontology annotation, cellular component: cytoplasm. The record is from RefSeq and is a predicted model, not a curated record. The coding region runs from base 165 to 1472 and encodes 435 amino acids. The transcript is spliced from 6 exons. Lineage: Eukaryota; Metazoa; Chordata; Actinopteri; Moronidae. Gene Ontology annotation, biological process: negative regulation of MAPK cascade; protein dephosphorylation. Gene Ontology annotation, molecular function: MAP kinase tyrosine/serine/threonine phosphatase activity; protein tyrosine/threonine phosphatase activity.